Molecule: messenger RNA, 1071 nt
Organism: Lodderomyces jiufengensis
Lineage: Eukaryota; Fungi; Ascomycota; Pichiomycetes; Serinales; Debaryomycetaceae
Gene: OXR1
Product: Oxr1p
Exons: 1
Coding region: 1-1071 (356 amino acids)
Biological process (GO): response to oxidative stress
Cellular component (GO): nucleus
Source: RefSeq, a predicted model, not a curated record
AUGUCAUUUUUAUUCAGAAGAUCAUUUUCAAAAGAUGAAGAGAAACCUACUGAAGAAACGGAUUUAGACAACAAAAUAUCACCACCACCAACAUCUCAAGAACCCAAUCGGGAAGAAAAUAACAUACUGGAGAAACCAAUUGAUGAUCUAGACCAAAAAGAAGAAUUAUCAAAUGAAAAAUUACCAGACUCUCAAAAGAAACCACCAAAAUCAAGGACAUCAUUUUUGAAAAGUUUAGUUGGAAGUACAAGUCGAAAUAAUUCAUCUUCAUCAUUAGCAUCAUCAUCUAGUUCAUCGAGUCAAUUGAGUGCAUUACCACCCCUACCUCCAAUUAUGUUUUAUGGGUAUAAGCCAAAUUCAAAACAUAAGUUAUUAGAUCAAGAAUUAGCAAGUAAUAUACGGAAUUUGUUACCAGCGAGAUUACAACUAUUUGAUCGAUGGGAUUUAAUUUAUUCAUUGAAUCAACAUGGUAUAUCAUUAAACACAUUAUAUAGAAAUUCAAGACCAGAACAUCAAUUAGCUGAAUAUAAAAAGAGGAAGAAACAAGAAAAGGGGUUUGCUGAUUCAGUUGUUAAUAAAAUGAUGGUAACAAAUAGUAAUCCGCAUUAUUCAUCAAUAGAGCCCAAGAGACCACAAGGUUAUGUAUUGAUAAUUAAAGACGAAAAUAAUUCGAAAUUUGGAGCCUUUUUAAAUGAAAAUUUGAAACCAAUGGAUCAUAAGAGAUAUUACGGAAAUGGUGAAUGUUUUCUAUGGAAAUGUGAAAAAUAUGAUCCAUCAAAAUUAAAUCAUAGCAAUAACCAAAAGCAGAAUAAACAUGAAGUAAGAUUUAAAGCAUUUAUGUAUACUGGUAUAAAUGAUAAUAUGAUCUAUUCAAAUCAUGACUUUAUUGCAAUUGGUUCAUCUCAUGGACAAAAUGGAUUAUAUAUAGAUAAAUCCUUAUGUAAGGGUGUUAGUUAUGCGUGUGAAACUUUUGGUAAUGAAAUAUUAAAUACAAAUGGAGAGCAAAAUCUACAAUUUGGACUGUUUAAAAUAUUAGGUUUAGAGAUAUGGAGAAUUGGAAGUCUUGAAUAG